Brettanomyces bruxellensis is the source of this 717-nucleotide messenger RNA. RefSeq lists its product as uncharacterized. Lineage: Eukaryota; Fungi; Ascomycota; Pichiomycetes; Pichiales; Pichiaceae. The coding region runs from base 1 to 717 and encodes 238 amino acids. The record is from RefSeq and is a predicted model, not a curated record. The transcript has a single exon.
AUGGUUUCACGCAAAUCCAAAAAGGCAAUCAUCAUUUCGAAAUUCAACCGUAGAUACAAGCAUUGCAUGGAGGAUAUUCUUAACUACUAUGCUGAUGUGGCUACACAGGAAAAUGAUAUAGUGAAGAUUCAGCUGAAGGAUAUUGAUUUCGAACAGAUGACUUUUAGCUUCCGCCAUGAAAUGGUCGAAUUUGAAAUAUUGAAACCUGUCAGGUAUGAAAAUGACAAAGUGUGCAAAAAUUGGGGUGAGGUGGAGUCUACUGUUGUGGAUAUGUGUCGUAAAGCUGCUGCUUCAAAGCAUUUAAGUUCCAUCUGCUUGAAAAAAAUCGUUUAUCCGGACGGACCAAUUGAUCUACUUCUAGUUUUAGGUGUUUGUCUUCUAUUUCUUGCUCGUUACCAGCCUGAUUUCGUCUAUGAUACGCUUCUUUCGAAAAUCCCGUAUGUGGAAAAACUUAGGCCAUGGAAUACGGAAAUGCUAAUCGCAACCGCAAUUAUACACAUUAUUGAAAUGUGGGUGUGCCUCCGCCCAAAGCUUACCUACUACAGGGUUCCUAUUGAUUAUCAACUCGAAUGGUAUUGCUGUGCAAUGCUAGAUGGAUACAUGUCGGCCAAUCGUCUUGAAAGAUACGUGAAACAUAUUAAAGGGCGUUACUUUAACUUCGAGGACGAGACUCUAUCCAUCGAGGCUCCUGUUGUUGACUCUGACUCGGAAUUAUAA